AUGGAUAUUGUCAAUUAUCUCCAAGGUAUUACACAUCGUUUUAAGAAAAAACUAUUAUCCUUGAAUACUUUCAAAAGCAUUCCACAGUCAAAUGAUAAAUAUGUUAUAGAAAAUCAAAUUAUAUCGACCCGAGUCUAUAUUGUCAUAGUUCUAGCUGGCUUAAUUAUAACAGCUCUUUAUGCAUCACUCGUUACAACAGCAACUGUUACGAUGGUGUCACCUGAUCUAUCUCUUUUUUAUACAUUGCUUGAAAAGUACUUCGGCACUGUAUCUUGUCCGUGCUCUCAAAUUACUGUUCAAUAUGAUACAUUUAUCAGUCUAAAUGUUCAAUUUCAUCAAAUUUGUUCGAGUUAUUUCAUUUCUAAAGAUUGGAUUCAUUCCUUCACCGAUAGAAUCAAUUUAAUCCUACUCUACAACGACGAUUUUCGUGUUACAGCACCACAUCAAUUUCAAGCAUUAGCAGACUUAUGUCAGUUAUUUAAUACAACAAUUGCUGACGAAUUAAGUAGUUUUUUAUCAACAGAUUUAAUCUCGUCUAAAGUAAUGCACAGUGACGUGUUCUUGGCUGACGUCGAAGCUAAUUUGUAUUUAUUCCAACUUACAACAACAAAAACAGUUCGACGAUUGUAUGACUUGAUCAGAAGUACAACACAGGGAAAUCAAUUGUUAUCGGCAUUAUCAACGAGUUGGGUAUUAAAAAUUGAUGACACCUCACUCGGUUUAAUGAUCCGUAAUUAUUUGGUAGUGUCAAGUAAUUCAAAUUGUAGCUGCUAUAGUGAUUCAAGAUGUGUUGAGCCAUCUGCUUUAUAUGAUUAUACAGCUUCUUCAGUGGAAACGAUUGAGUUCGUGGUACCAGGAUUUUAUAGUGGUUGCUUCAUCGUUGAGUCUCUGUUACCUUCAACAAUGAAGUGUUUCUACAAUCGAUCAUGCAUUGAUCAAAUACAUUAUGUCGACCCCUAUAUUUCAACUAGUGUCCCCAUCCUUGAUUCAUCGUUACCUACCAUUUAUCCACCAGAUACAACACUUGAGACUAUGCUAAAUGAAUUAUUUAUUGAAAAUUGGAAUUCAACAAUAUCCUUCGAAUUGUACUAUAAUAAUUGUCAUCCAUAUUAUUGCACAUACACAUCUGUUCAAAACCAUGGUAUCCUGUAUAUAAUAACUACCAUAGUUGGAGUUUUUGGAGGACUUACAACUGUAUCAAAAAUGUCGAUUCCAAUCGCCGUCGCAUUUAUUCGAAAGAGAAAAAUAAUUACUGAUAGCACUGUGACAUCCUCAGCAAUUGGCUUUAUUGUUCGAUCUAAACUUGUUUUCGAGCAAUUAAAACAUUAUGUUAUGACAAUGAAUAUGUUUAAAACAGUCCGACAUGCAACAAAUCAACAUUACAUAAAAAAUGGAAUUAUAGCAACUCGCAUAUAUUUUGUUUCGAUAAUAGUUAGUCUAUUCAUCCUGACACUUUAUACAUCAUUAACCACAAUACUAACGACAUUUACUGUCAAAUCACCGAGUUUGAAUCAAUCCAGAUAUUUACAUAAUAAAUAUCCAGAUACUUUGUCAUGUCCUUGUUCAGAAAUCUCAAUUCCAUAUCGAACGCUUUUUACAAUUCAACCAGAAUAUCAUGCGAUAUGUUCAAGUGAUUUCAUUUCAGCUGACUGGAUUAACUAUGUUAUUGGUAUUAAUUCAAGCUAUUCAUAUUAUGCCGAUUUUCGUUUUACAUCGCCAAAGCAAUUUCAAGUUCUUUCUGACUUUUGUCAACUCUCAGAUCGAACAAUUAGUGAUGCACUGAAUGUAUUUUAUUCUACUAAGUUUAUCUCAGCUAAAUUACUUGACUCUGAGCUGUUUGCAUAUCAAACAAAAGCAAUUCUAGCUUUAUUUGAAGAUAAUACAAUAAACACGUUUCGGCGAUCAUUUCGUCAGAUUCGUAGUACUAUACAAGGAAAUCAGUUGAUGUCGGGAUUACUAUCGAACGCGGCAUUUUACUUGGUGUUGUUCAAUAACAAACUUUUUGUUGGAUCCUAUCAUGCAGAGUAUAUUGAUGCUGAUGGCUCGCUUUGUAACUGUGGUAAUAGAGCAUGUGUUUCACCAUCAGCUUUUUACAUGGAUGAUCUGUCAGUUACUAACACCGAUCCUUUAUUUAUCGUUCCACACUUUUAUACAGGGUGUUUGGUGAUCGAUUCAUUAAUGAUGUCAACACUUGAAUGUUUCUACAAUCAAUAUUGCUUAAAUCAAAUAAAAAUAUACAUUAAUUCUACAUCAGCUCAAAAUUUUACAAUUUUAACUUCAUCUGCAUCAAGUGGCUAUCAACAAAAUUCAACAAUAGAAACAAUUGUAAAUCAUUUGUUUAUAGAAAACUGGCACUCGAAUGUGUCUUAUCAAAUGUAUUAUAAUUUCUGUACACCAUCCUACUGCACCUACUCAUAUAGUGAUAGACGCGAUAUUGCUUCAAUUAUUACUAUAAUGAUUGGUGUCUAUGGUGGACUCACGGCUGUAUUAAAGAUUAUCCUCCCAACCUUAGUCAGCUUUAUUAAAAAGGAACUAAAUAAGUCAAACAAUCAGAUUACUACCGUUACUGUAGCAUCCGUCUCAUCACAAUAA
Messenger RNA from Didymodactylos carnosus, 2592 nucleotides. Lineage: Eukaryota; Metazoa; Rotifera; Eurotatoria; Philodinida; Philodinidae. The record is from the annotation of a GenBank genome assembly.